Tripterygium wilfordii is the source of this 578-nucleotide messenger RNA. RefSeq names its product dirigent protein 23-like. NCBI's taxonomy places the organism in Eukaryota, Viridiplantae, Streptophyta, Magnoliopsida, Celastrales, Celastraceae. The coding region runs from base 1 to 510 and encodes 169 amino acids. The record is from RefSeq and is a predicted model, not a curated record. The transcript is spliced from 3 exons.
AUGACCUUGUCAUUUUAUAUUUGGGCUAAUGAGCUUGAGACGGUUACCAACCUCCAAUUCUACUUUCACGAGACAUUCACUGGCAAUAACCCAAGUGCUAUACUUUGCUACCCUAACAUGAAAUCUAGUGUCCACUCGACGACCCCCCUCCUAAUAUAUCCUGGCUUCGCCCUUGGUGCCAUCAUAAUGAUCGAUGAUCCGCUUACUGUAACGCAAGACCAGAAUUCGAAGUUGGUGGGCCGGGCUCAGGGGCUUUAUGGGUCAGCUGGACAGACUGAAUUCUCUCUUAUAAUGGCCGUGAGCUUGAGCUUCACGGACGGUGGCUGCAAUGGUAGCUCGCUGAGUAUUUCUGGCACGAACCCGUCUUCGAACCCGGUCCGCGAGUUACCCAUUGUAGGUGGGACCGGGAUUUUUCGGAUGGCACGUGGAUUCGCGAUUGCGCGCACGUAUUUUUUUAAUUCAACGACUGCUAUUGUGGGCUACAAUGUUACUGUUUUCACUUUUCAAUAAUUAAGGUAUUUUCUGUUGUUGAGUGGGCCAUAAUUGCUAAGUUUUCACUAAUGGGUUUCAUUGGAUCU